UGGUUUGAAUGAAAAAAGAUUUAUUUCUGUCAAAAUGUUGGCGUGUGUUUGUUGACAUGUGUUGAACAACUGUGUAUUUUCUGCUUGUUGACUUCAUUUUUAUUUAAAUGAUUCGUUUUCGUAGCAUGAUUUCGAUAACUCGAUAUCGUUUAUAUGUGUUUUUAAUUAUAGUUGCUGUAUUAGCGCCUUUUUAUAUUGCAUUGUCGCGUUUUCAAGAUGAAUUGAGUAACCAACUUAAAGAAACAAAAACUGACUUUUAUAAAGCUGAAAUUGAACAGAAGCGUAGAAAAAGACUUGUUGACAAAACAUGUCAAUUUUUGAAGAUAAAUCAAACUAUUGAAGAUAUUCCACCUUCAUAUUUGGACCAUUUUAUAGUUGAUGAUACUCACAAGUUAAUAUACUGUUUUGUACCAAAGGUAGCAUGCACGAAUUGGAAGCGUAUUUUGUUAUCACUUCGAAAUUCUGAGGCCAAAGAUCCUUUAUCUAUUGCUGGUAAUGAAACUCAUCAGGCAAAUGUGUUCAAAACUCUUAACCAGUUUACUCCUGAAGAAAUCAAAACAAAACUUAGGGACUACUGGAAAUUCUUUUUUGCACGACAUCCAUAUGAAAGGAUAUUAUCUGCUUACAGAAAUAAAUUUGAAGACAGUUAUGUAGAUUAUUUCAGAAAACGUUUUGGUACGGAAAUUAUCAAAAAGUUUCGUAUUAAGCCAUCUAAAGAAUCAUUAGAAAAAGGGCAUGAUGUUAAGUUUGCAGAAUUCAUUAACUAUAUUGUUAGUCUUAAAGUAAAUGACUGGAAAAAGCAAUUUAAUGAACAUUGGAGGCCAGUAUUUGAUUUGUGUUUUCCAUGUCAUGUUGACUAUGACUUUAUUGGAAAGUAUGAAACGUUAGAAGAUGAUGCCAAUUACAUACUUAAAAAAACUGGUAUUUCAAAGUAUGUUAAAUUCCCUGAGAGGGUCCAAAGUUACAAAAAGCAACCUACAAAAGAUGUAAUGCAGACUUAUUAUCGGAAUUUGUCAACAAAUUUACAUAGGAAGCUAUUCGAAAUUUAUAAAGAAGAUUUUACUCUUUUUGAAUAUGAUUUGAUGUAUUUAUGAUAGAACUCUAUUAUUUAUAUUGAAAUCUUGACAAUUAUUUUUUUGCAAUCAUGACUGUUUGUGUUUAACAGGUGCCUUGUCUAUUUUGCCUACAGGUAACUGUAUAUUUUGAAUGCUUAAUGACAUAAUCAGUGUAAUUCCAUUUUGAUUGUUAUCUUAAUUUCAAAAUGAUCAAAAAUUGUUUCAGAUAAUUUUUUAUUAUAUUUUGCACAGAAUAAUCUACUCUACUUUUGUUUUUCUAUAUUUUAGCUGAUGUGUUGAGCUUAUUUCAAAUUUAUGAUAUAAUCAUGCUUUUAAAAGCUUUCAUAACUGUCUAUUUGAAUUGUAAUAGACUAUAAAACAUGUGUGUUUUGAGCAUUUUUAUUUUAGUUAUUUGUUAGAAAAUCAUUACAUGUUUGGAAACUGUGAAUUUUACUUAUGAUAUACUUCAAAACUUCUUAAUUUAUGGAUUAUGACCCUAAAUAAAAUCGUGUAAAACAAUACUGGUCAUCAAAUUUUCUAGUGCAUUUUUUCACCCUUAGUAUUUUUAGCAUGUGUAAAUAUAAUCAUAAUAAUGUUAAUCAUCUUUGCUAACAAAAUUUUUUUUAAACUAGCCGAAUAAUUACCUUUAUUUGGAUCUCUUUUUUAUUCAUUUAUAACCUAAUUUUUAUUUUCAAUUCUGGGAUCAUAAUAAAAUUCUGAAUCACAAAAAUGAAAUGUAAAAAGUGGGAAAUAUUUAAGAAUUGAUUUACAGCAUGAAUGUUUACACAUACACAUACAUCAGUUGAUUCAGAUUGCUAUAGUCAGCAGUUGCUGCAGGAUAUAAUUAUAAUGAUUGUAAUUGUAUCCAGUUAUUUUAUUUGUUUUCCAUUCCAUCUAUUGUAGGUGAAGCUAUGGAAAGGCUAGGUAUAAAAUAUUGAUGAAAUAGACCUACAUAAUUAUAUUAAAUUUAAUUAUUAAAGUUGCCCUGGAGUAAUUUUUGAAUAAAUUUAAAAGAAUCAUGUUAAUAAGCUCAUAUAUUUUGUUAAAAAAUGCAGCCACUCUUACAUUUUCAAUGGUAUCUAUUUUUAUAGUGGAUGUUGUUUAUUAUAAUUAGAUUUCGAUUAAAUUUCAUUUGUUAGGAAAUUGUUACUCUUUUAUUGAAUUUAUUUUUUGAUAAAUGGGAGCUGCUAAAAUUUACAAUUCAGAGAUUGGAUUAUUUUUGAUUUAAACAUCUAUAAUAAUAAUUUUUUUUUAUUAUAUUUUAAAAACUUACUUGUUAUGGAUCAUUCUAAAAUUACUAUUGAAUUCAUAUUGCUUCAGCAUAUUUUUGUUAUUACCAAUGCAAUAGUCCUCUGAUUGGUUCAUAAUAUGUUUGGAUAUCAUUAUAUAGUUAUAUUGCAGAAAUUUUAUUACAGAUAUGUUAAAUAAUUCUGUUUAAGGAAUUGUGAAUGUGUUUAUAUAUAGUCCUUAGAUCUUAAAAUACUUUACAUUUUUAUUUUCCCAAUAAACCAUAGUUGUAGUUAUUCAUAAAAAUAUAUGUUACUAGUAUAAUUAUUAAAUUCGAAUUGAUAUAAAUUUUUCCUUUAAUGUAUUCAAUUGGUGAUUUAUGCAUUUAGAAACCAAAAGUAACAAGAGGCAUAUGUACUGUUUCAAUUUGUUCAAGAAUAACUUUUAUGGAAGUUUUCUUUUAUUUAUUUCAAAGUAAGCAUCCCUGUCCCCCUGAAAAUUUCAAUCAUAAAUUAUUGAUACACUAAUAUUAGCAAUGAAUAUAAUUUAACAGUUAGCAAUCAGUUGCUAGUUAAUAACAUCAGUUGUUGGUUAUAUUAUUUUCAAAGCAGUAUCCAAAUGAAGCAUGCUUUUGAAUUUGGAUGGAAAUUUAAGUAUUGAAGAGAGAUUGAUUGAAUAUAUGCGCAGCUUUACUGGAGAUGCAAUAUUUUUUUUAAAAAUAAAUCUUCUGUUAUAUAUGUAUAAUUUUAAUAUGCUGUACUUUCUGUGUUAACAUUUAAAUUUUCCUAAAUAUUUUACAAAUUUUUAUGUUGAAAAUUAUUUUACUAGCUACUUAAAUAGGUCUGUUCCCAAGACUUCCAGCAUUAAAUUUUUUUGUAGUUAGUGUACAUUAAAUUUAAAUAAAAUAUGAUUUAUUGUGAAUGCAUUUUUACAAAGUGAUUAUAAGGAAGCUAUUUUUAUUCUUCCCAGUUGGACACAGACCUAAAUUUGCAUGUGCUAUUUUCCAUUAAAAAAAAUGUUUUAUAUUUUAAAGCAUGAAAUAGAAUCUCAUUUAUUUGUAUCAUUUGUUUCAACUUUGUAUUGUUGUUUAUGUUAAAUGUGCACAAAGAUCUGUGUACAUUUAACAUACAUCUGUGUAAAUUUUUUGC
This is a messenger RNA of Argiope bruennichi, 3430 nucleotides long. RefSeq names its product carbohydrate sulfotransferase 11-like. Lineage: Eukaryota; Metazoa; Arthropoda; Arachnida; Araneae; Araneidae. Gene Ontology annotation, molecular function: sulfotransferase activity. Bases 108 to 1094 code for a protein of 328 amino acids. Gene Ontology annotation, cellular component: membrane. Gene Ontology annotation, biological process: carbohydrate biosynthetic process. The transcript has 4 exons. The record is from RefSeq and is a predicted model, not a curated record.